GUGAGAGAGCGAGCAAAGGGUGUCGCAAUUCGGGUGGUGGGGGGGCUUAGGGGGGAACUGCCUGUGUUCUGCUCUGCUAAAACAAACAACUGGUGACACCAGACCGGGCCCCUCAACCGACUUUAUUCGGCUCUCGAGUUUACACCGCCAAUUGGAAGCAGCAUUCAGUGCAUUGCUUGAAUGGAAUAUUCAAGUGGCUAAGCAAACGACUGGAUUUAAUUGAAUUGAGUUAUGCAGCUGACACAGGUGAUAUGUCUGUGUGGCCUGCUCUACGCCGGGUGGCUGCCGAGCGGGGUGGUGGGCCGGAGGGGCAGGGGAAGGGGUCGCACCAAGAGCAGGGUGCAGAUCGGCCUGCCAAUCACUGGCAAGUACAGGGAUCCCGAGUCCGACCAGUAUUACAACAACAACAAUGGUGCUAAGAUACUCGAAGCCUCACAUUUCGACUAUGAAUACGUUCUCGGCCAUAAGAUUGCUUUCUUGUGCGUGGCCAGGGGGUCACCGAGACCACACAUCACGUGGUACAAGGACGGAACCGAGUUAUACUCUCAUCUCUACUUGCACGUACACGAGUGGCCAAUAGGAAAAGACAGAGUGAAAUCCAAGUUGGAGAUAGAUCCAGCCACUCAGAUGGACGCAGGUGUCUACGAAUGCUACGCUGACAACAUGUACAGUAUAGACAGAAGAAGCUUCAAGACUGAUUUUAGCAUAGCAUUUGAUUAGAAACUGAUAUCAAGGAAAUAUGCACAGGAUCGUGCUUUUAUUCUCAAAGUAUUUAAAAUUGGAGAAAUUGAAAAAGUGAAGUGAAUUGAAUAUCACGUUUACUUUCACAUAAUAGAAAGUAGGUGAUCAGAAAUUCAUAAUAUCAAUAAUCAUAAUUAUUAAUAGCAUAAUUUGUUUGUAAUGGUGAUAUAAAUAAAUAGAGUUGUAGUAUUUGAAUCUCAA
Molecule: messenger RNA, 942 nt
Organism: Nilaparvata lugens (brown planthopper)
Lineage: Eukaryota; Metazoa; Arthropoda; Insecta; Hemiptera; Delphacidae
Product: immunoglobulin domain-containing protein oig-4
Exons: 4
Coding region: 232-720 (162 amino acids)
Source: RefSeq, a predicted model, not a curated record